Messenger RNA from Lycium ferocissimum, 3429 nucleotides. RefSeq names its product nuclear pore complex protein NUP98A. Gene Ontology annotation, molecular function: structural constituent of nuclear pore. The transcript has 13 exons. Gene Ontology annotation, cellular component: nuclear pore cytoplasmic filaments; nuclear pore. The record is from RefSeq and is a predicted model, not a curated record. The coding region runs from base 124 to 3198 and encodes 1024 amino acids. Gene Ontology annotation, biological process: post-transcriptional tethering of RNA polymerase II gene DNA at nuclear periphery; protein import into nucleus; RNA export from nucleus. NCBI's taxonomy places the organism in Eukaryota, Viridiplantae, Streptophyta, Magnoliopsida, Solanales, Solanaceae.
GAACUAUUUUUGUUGCUUUAUAGAUCGGAAAAUCGAGUAACUAGCCGUCGAUCGUCAACACAUCUCAGCUCAACUUUGGACCUUCAAAAGCUAUUGCGAAAGAUUUGACUAUCAUAUCAAACCAUGUUCGGGUCCACGAAUGCUUUCGGGCAGUCAUCUACUAGCCCAUUUGGGUCGCAAUCAGGGUUCGGGCAGACAAGUAAUAACCCGUUUGCUCCCAAACCUUUUGGCAGUACAAAUCCUUUUGGUUCGCAAUCAGGUGGUUCCUUUUUUGGUAACACUUCCACUGGAGUGUUUGGAACCCCGCAAUCUUCUUCACCUCUGGGGUCCACACCAGCUUUUGGUGCAUCAUCCUCACCUGCAUUUGGAAGCACUACACCUGCAUUUGGAAGCACUACACCUGCAUUUGGAGCUUCUUCAACUCCUACUUUUGGCAGUUCGUCUUCAGCAUUUGGGGGUUCAUCUAUAUUCGGGCAAAAGCCAGCUUUUGGUGGCUUUGGGUCAGGCAGUGCCCAAACAAGUCCAUUCGGCAGCUCGUUUCAACAAUCACAGCCGGCAUCACAGCCGGCAUUUGGGAGUGGUCUAUUCGGUUCAUCUACACCUUUUGCUACAUCAAGUCAACCUGCAUUUGGUACUCCGAGUACCCCGGCAUUUGGUUCAUCCAGCACCCCUGCUUUUGGUGCCACGAGUACACCAGCAUUUGGUACAUCAAGUACUCCAGCCUUUGGUUCUACACCUAACCCGACCUUUGGCAGUACAAGUAGCCCAUUUGGUGUUUCAAGUGCUCCUUUUGGAUCCAGCACCCCGGCCUUUGGUGCCACCAGCACCCCGGCCUUUGGUACCACCACUGCUCCUGCUUUUGGCGCCACGUCAACUCCUGCUUUUGGUGCUCCUAGUGCGUCUUCAUUUAGUUUUGGAUCCUCUCCUGCAUUUGGCCAAUCAACAUCGGCUUUUGGCAGUAGCCCAUUUGGCACAACAACAUCAACUUUUGGUGCUCAAAGCUCUGCAUUUGGAGCCCAAACUUCUCCAGCAACUUUUGGAAAUCCUGGUUUUGGACAGACUGCUGUUGGUGGUCAACGGGGUGGAACUAGAGUUGCUGCAUACCAGGCAACACCUGAAGCAGAUGGUGGCAGUGGUACCCAGCCUGGUGGGAAACUAGAGUCUAUUUCAGCCAUGCCAGUUUACAAAGACAAGAGCCAUGAAGAACUUAGGUGGGAGGAUUACCAGUUGGGAGACAAGGGAGGUCCUGCUCCUACGGGUCAGUCAACUAGUGGAAUUAAUUUUGGAAGCUCAGCCUUUGCAUCAUCAUCAACUUCCCCAUUUGGCCAGUCCUCUGCAAAUCCAUUUUCGUCCUCCACAUCUUCCAACCCUUUUGCCCCCAAACCAUCCCCAUUCAGUUCUCCAGGUUUUGGAGUCUCAAGUACUCCAGCUUUUAAUUCUUCUGCCUUUCCAAGCUCAAAUGCAUCUAAUCCUUUUGGCUCUACAUCCUCGACUUCCCCUUCCUUAUUUGGAUCAACUCCAGCUUUUGCCCCAAGUGCAAAUCCCACCCUCUUUGGAUCAUCUAGUGCUUCGGGUUUUGGAUCAUCAGCAUCAAUUUUUGGCUCCUCUUCAGCUCAGGCUACUGCUCCAGCAUUUGCUCCUAGCUUAAGCUUUGGUAACACCCAAUCCUCUUCGUUAUUCCAAUCAACUACCCCUUCAUUCGGACAGACGAGCUCGGCCUUUGGACAGACUGCAUCAUCUUUUCCCCAGAGUACACCGGCUUUUGGUCAAUCCAAUUUGUUCAGUACGCCUUCUACUGGCUUUGGUGGUAACUUGUUUUCAAGUGCACCAUUGCUAAAUACAAGCAAUACGACGGGAUUUGGCCAAACAACGCCCUCUCUUUCGACUCCUUUUCAACUCACUCAGCCUUCUCAGAGUGCUCCUGCUUUUGGGUUCAGUAACUUUGGUUCGACACAAGGAGCUGGUGCAAAUGGUUUUGGUGGCACACCUGGCCUUUUUAAUCAGCCGCCAGCUAUCCAGAGCUCAGUUGUCGCACAACCCGCAGUUGUUACUAAUCCAUUUGGAACUUUACCAGCGAUGCCUCAGAUGUCAAUUGGUCGUACUGGCACUUCUUCGUCUAUACAGUACGGGAUUUCUAGUUUACCAGUGGUUGACAAACCUGUUCCUGUCAGGAUAUCAUCAUUACUGACUUCUCGACACCUUUCUCAAAGACGGGUUCGGUUGCCGGCAAGGAAAUAUCAUCCUAAAACUGAGGGCACUAAGGUACCGUUCUUUAGUGACGAUGAGGAAACGCCAAGCACGCCUAAGGCAGAUGCAUUGUUUGUUCCGAGAGAGAAUCCAAGAGCUUUAGUAAUUCGUCCAUUGGACCAGUGGCCUUCUAGAGGUGGUUUGGAGAAAGUAACCCCAUCAAAGCACACGUCUUCCCCAGCGCAUGAGGAUGGUAAAAUCGCUGAAGUUUUUUGUGCUCCAGUUAAUGAGACCAGUGCAAAAGAUAAAGGCAAAGAUUUGGUUGAGAAUGGCCUUGAUAAAGAGGGUCUCCAUAAUGCCAAACUGAACCAGAAACCUAAUGGCGUCCACGAAGGGCAGCACCUCCAAAAAGGAGGGUCUUCCAUUACCCUUAAUGGUCAUCGAGCUGGUGAGGCAGCAAUUGUUUACGAACAUGGGGCUGACAUUGAGGCUCUGAUGCCAAAGCUCCGCCAUUCCGAUUAUUACACAGAGCCACGGAUUCAGGAAUUGGCAGCGAAAGAAAGGGCUGAACCUGGGUUCUGUUGCCGUGUGAAGGAUUUUGUGGUUGGAAGACAUGGCUAUGGUAGCAUCAAGUUCAUGGGGGAAACAGAUGUUCGCCGGCUUGAUCUAGAGUCUUUGAUUCAGUUUAACAAUCGGGAGGUGAUAGUCUAUAUGGAUGAAAGUAAGAAACCUCCUGUUGGCCAAGGUCUUAACAAGCCCGCGGAGGUGACACUUCUCAACAUAAAAUGUUCUGAUAAGAAGACUGGACAACACUAUACAGAGGGUCCUAGAAUCGAGAAAUAUAAGGAUAUGCUUAAGAGGAAGGCAGGAGAUCAAGGUGCUGAAUUUGUGUCAUAUGAUCCAGUUAAAGGAGAAUGGAAGUUCAGGGUGCAGCAUUUCAGCAAAUAUAUGCUUCAAGAGGACAAUGAAGAUGAAUGUGGUGAAUAUCGUUCCCUUUGGCUAUUUUGUUGAGAAAGUUAGAUAGCUUAAUUUUCUGGUGCACCUCCUUUGUGUAAAGAACCCGCUAGCACAUUUGUGGAAUAUGGAUUGUGCACUUCCUUUUUUCUGCUUUUGUUGUGGAUUGCUGCAUUUUUCAUUGUAUUUGUUUGCUGUUAUUGGUUUUUUUACUGUCAUCACAUCUGUUGUUGCACCAAGUGCAGUAUUUGUCAUUUCUCUUAUUUUGUUAGAUCGGAGGUUUUGGAA